GAAGAGGAAGAAAAAAGAGGCAGCGGAGGAGGAAGGCCGGCCGCUCCCCGCCCGCUUUUCCGGACCGCCCGUCCCCCCUCCCGCCCCCCCCCCCCCACCGGCCGGCGGCGCCGCACGUUCCGCACAAGCGUCAAAAUGACGGCGCAGGUCACCCUGGAGGAUGCCUUGUCCAAUGUGGAUCUCUUAGAAGAAUUACCCUUGCCCGACCAGCAGCCUUGCAUCGAGCCCCCUCCUUCGUCUCUGCUCUAUCAGCCCAACUUCAACACCAACUUUGAAGACCGAAACGCCUUCGUCACGGGCAUCGCAAGAUACAUCGAACAGGCAACCGUUCACUCCAGCAUGAAUGAAAUGUUGGAAGAAGGCCAGGAGUAUGCCGUUAUGCUCUAUACGUGGAGAAGUUGCUCCAGAGCCAUUCCCCAGGUGAAGUGCAACGAACAGCCAAACCGAGUGGAAAUUUAUGAAAAGACGGUGGAGGUCCUAGAGCCGGAAGUCACAAAGUUGAUGAAUUUUAUGUACUUUCAGAGAAGUGCCAUUGAGCGUUUCUGUGGGGAAGUGAGGCGCCUGUGCCACGCGGAGAGGAGGAAGGACUUUGUGUCGGAAGCCUAUCUCAUCACGCUGGGCAAGUUCAUCAACAUGUUUGCGGUUUUGGAUGAACUGAAAAAUAUGAAGUGUAGCGUGAAGAAUGAUCACUCGGCGUACAAGCGGGCUGCCCAGUUUUUGCGCAAAAUGGCCGAUCCUCAGUCGAUUCAGGAAUCUCAGAACCUUUCCAUGUUCCUGGCUAACCACAACAAGAUCACUCAGUCGCUGCAACAACAGCUUGAAGUGAUUUCUGGCUAUGAGGAACUCCUUGCCGACAUUGUGAAUCUGUGCGUCGACUACUAUGAAAAUAAGAUGUAUUUGACACCCAGCGAGAAACAUAUGCUUCUCAAAGUAAUGGGGUUUGGUCUGUACCUGAUGGAUGGAAGUGUCAGCAAUAUCUAUAAAUUAGAUGCCAAGAAAAGGAUAAAUCUGACCAAAAUAGACAAGUUCUUCAAGCAGCUUCAGGUGGUUCCACUGUUUGGGGACAUGCAGAUCGAGUUGGCAAGAUACAUCAAGACCAGCGCUCACUACGAGGAAAACAAGUCUCGGUGGACGUGUACCUCUUCCAGCAGUAGUCCCCAGUAUAACAUCUGUGAACAGAUGAUCCAAAUCAGGGAGGACCACAUGAGGUUUAUUUCCGAGCUGGCCCGUUACAGCAACAGCGAGGUCGUGACUGGGUCUGGUCGUCAGGAAGCUCAAAAAACCGACGCCGAGUAUCGGAAGCUCUUCGAUCUCUCUCUCCAGGGAUUGCAGCUGCUAUCUCAGUGGAGUGCGCAUGUCAUGGAAGUGUAUUCGUGGAAGCUUGUGCAUCCAACCGACAAGUACUCGAACAAGGACUGUCCGGACAACGCAGAGGAGUAUGAAAGGGCAACCCGGUAUAAUUAUACCAGUGAGGAGAAGUUUGCUCUGGUUGAGGUCAUCGCCAUGAUUAAAGGCUUACAGGUGCUGAUGGGUCGCAUGGAGAGCGUGUUUAACCAUGCCAUCCGCCACACAAUUUAUGCCGCCCUCCAAGACUUCUCCCAGGUCACCCUUAGAGAGCCUUUGAGACAGGCCAUCAAGAAAAAGAAGAACGUCAUCCAGAGUGUUCUUCAGGCUAUCAGGAAAACGGUGUGCGACUGGGAAGCAGGUCAUGAGCCGUUCAAUGACCCAGCUCUGAGAGGAGAGAAAGACCCCAAGAGCGGCUUUGACAUCAAAGUUCCGAGACGAGCCGUGGGACCAUCUAGUACUCAGCUGUACAUGGUGAGAACCAUGUUAGAGUCCCUCAUUGCGGACAAAAGUGGGUCCAAGAAAACCUUGAGAAGUAGCCUUGAAGGGCCCACCAUAAUGGACAUAGAAAAAUUUCACCGAGAGUCGUUCUCCUACACUCACUUGAUAAAUCUCAGUGAAACCCUCCAGCAGUGCUGUGACCUGUCCCAGCUGUGGUUCAGGGAAUUUUUCCUGGAGUUGACCAUGGGCAGGAGAAUCCAGUUCCCCAUCGAGAUGUCGAUGCCUUGGAUCCUCACUGACCACAUUCUGGAGACCAAGGAGGCCUCGAUGAUGGAGUACGUCCUCUAUUCCUUGGACCUUUACAAUGAUAGCGCCCAUUACGCCCUGACCAAAUUCAAGAAACAGUUUCUCUACGAUGAAAUCGAAGCGGAGGUGAACUUGUGUUUCGACCAAUUUGUCUACAAAUUAGCCGAUCAGAUAUUUGCAUAUUACAAGGUUAUGGCGGGAAGUCUGCUUCUGGAUAAACGAUUACGCUCUGAAUGCAAAAAUCAAGGAGCGACUAUUCACCUUCCGCCCUCCAACCGAUACGAGACCCUGCUGAAGCAGAGACACGUUCAACUCCUUGGAAGGUCGAUAGAUCUGAAUCGUCUGAUCACACAGCGUAUUUCAGCAGCUGUAUAUAAGUCACUGGAACUGGCGAUUGGCAGAUUUGAAAGUGAGGAUCUGACUUCUAUAGUAGAGCUGGAUGGACUCGUAGAAAUCAACCGAAUGACCCAUAAGUUACUGAGCAAGUUCAUGGCCCUGGACAGCUUUGAUGCUAUGUUCAGAGAGGCUAAUCACAACGUGUCGGCACCGUACGGAAGAAUCACCCUUCAUGUCUUCUGGGAGCUCAACUACGAUUUCCUGCCCAAUUACUGUUACAAUGGAUCCACCAAUAGAUUUGUUCGGACGGUGCUGCCAUUUUCUCAAGAGUUUCAGAGGGAUAAACAGCCUAACGCUCAGCCGCAGUAUCUCCACGGAUCGAAGGCUCUGAACUUGGCUUAUUCCAGCAUAUACAGCAACUACAGGAACUUCGUGGGCCCGCCUCACUUUAAAGUGAUAUGCAGGCUUCUGGGCUACCAGGGCAUAGCUGUGGUGAUGGAGGAAUUACUCAAGGUGGUGAAAAGCCUGCUGCAAGGCACGAUCCUGCAGUAUGUGAAGACGCUGAUGGAAGUGAUGCCCAAGAUCUGCCGUCUGCCCCGGCACGAGUACGGCUCUCCAGGAAUUCUGGAGUUCUUCCACCAUCAGUUGAAGGACAUUGUUGAAUAUGCAGAACUGAAGACAGUAUGUUUCCAGAAUUUACGGGAGGUGGGAAACGCUGUUCUUUUCUGCCUCCUCAUUGAACAGAGUUUGUCUCUAGAAGAGGUGUGCGAUCUGCUGCACGCGGCACCUUUCCAGAAUAUCUUACCCAGAGUUCAUGUCAAAGAGGGCGAAAGACUGGAUGCCAAAAUGAAGAGACUGGAGUCUAAAUAUGCUCCCCUCCAUCUUGUCCCUCUUAUCGAGAGACUGGGAACACCACAGCAAAUUGCAAUAGCAAGAGAAGGGGACUUGCUGACCAAGGAGCGUCUCUGCUGUGGCUUGUCCAUGUUCGAGGUGAUCCUGACCCGCAUCCGGACCUUCCUGGACGAUCCCAUCUGGCGGGGCCCGCUCCCCAGCAACGGCGUCAUGCACGUGGACGACUGUGUGGAGUUCCACCGGCUCUGGAGCGCCAUGCAGUUCGUAUACUGCAUUCCGGUGGGGACCCACGAGUUCACCGUGGAGCAGUGUUUUGGAGAUGGGCUGCACUGGGCCGGCUGUAUGAUCAUCGUCCUCCUGGGACAGCAGCGCCGCUUCGAUGUGUUGGAUUUCUGCUACCAUUUGCUUAAAGUCCAGAAGCACGACGGCAAAGAUGAAGUUAUCAAGAACGUGCCUUUGAAGAAGAUGGUGGAGAGGAUCCGUAAGUUCCAGAUCCUGAACGAUGAAAUCAUCACGAUCUUGGACAAGUAUUUGAAAUCGGGAGAUGGGGAGAGCUCUUCCGUAGAGCACGUGCGCUGCUUUCAACCUCCCAUCCACCAGUCUCUGGCCAGCAAUUAAGUCUGUAUACACUGACAGCUCCGAAUACCGUUAUACUCAGUAAUUCAGCAAGCACGGUUUUUGGGGAGGGGGUUUGACCUCAUGAAUUAGUUAACUAGAAUUUAAGGAAUAUUUUCCAGUACUUUUGGGGCCUGUUGAAAAGGCAGGGCGACGUCCUCUUCCACCGAAACGUGUAAUUUUAUAUAAUCCAUACCUAUUUUUCUAGACUAAAUUUUUACACUUUUUUGCUAUCGGCUGUUGGACCAUUCAGCUUAGAACUCUUUCAUCUGAGAGAUCCGGCAGCUGGCUCUCCGGAGGUCAGUGAAUGGCUGGAAUACCCAGAGAAUACAAUACAAAGUAAAGGAAAUAUUAGGGUUAAAGUAGAAACCAUUUAUUAUGCUACCUGAUUGCGGACUAUAUGGAAACUAUUAAGGGCUUGUGCGUAGCUUUGAGAGACUUUCUGCAGGUGUUUUGUGAAUAAUCUUCUUAACCCUUAAUCAUUAUGGCUUUUUAAAUGUCACUUUUUAAUACAAUAAAAGAGUGGCCUAUUGAUUCAGCUAUAUUAAAAUGGAGUAUGUGAGACAGGCGCGGAGGAAAGCCUGGAUAAUAAAGUUAAUCAAUCCAGA
Messenger RNA from Ornithorhynchus anatinus (platypus), 4502 nucleotides. RefSeq names its product cytoplasmic FMR1 interacting protein 1 (gene CYFIP1). Bases 136 to 3897 code for a protein of 1253 amino acids. Gene Ontology annotation, cellular component: SCAR complex; neuron projection; synapse. Gene Ontology annotation, molecular function: small GTPase binding; RNA 7-methylguanosine cap binding. The transcript has 31 exons. The record is from RefSeq and is a predicted model, not a curated record. Gene Ontology annotation, biological process: cell morphogenesis; axon guidance; regulation of actin filament polymerization. NCBI's taxonomy places the organism in Eukaryota, Metazoa, Chordata, Mammalia, Monotremata, Ornithorhynchidae.